Cydia strobilella is the source of this 559-nucleotide messenger RNA. RefSeq lists its product as uncharacterized. The transcript has 4 exons. The record is from RefSeq and is a predicted model, not a curated record. NCBI's taxonomy places the organism in Eukaryota, Metazoa, Arthropoda, Insecta, Lepidoptera, Tortricidae. Bases 70 to 489 code for a protein of 139 amino acids.
CGUUUUGGGCUAUCGAGUAGUCAUCAUUAUAUUAAAUGACAAUAUAUUUAUAGUAAAUGUUGAACGAAUAUGUCGUUUUCUGGAAAAAAAUUCAGAAGAACUGGUGCUUCAAAUUUAGACGAUUUUUUUAAAGAAUCAAAUGCUCCUGAACAGUAUAAGAAGAUUCUCUGCUCGAGCGCGCCGACGUGGUGCUACACGAUGUUGGACGCGCAGACCUUACAGUGUGAGGUCAUGGCGGAUAAUUUUGACAUGAAACAUCUAUUCACGCUGGGCGUGGAACAGGAGCUCAUGGGAGUUGACGGUAGUAAAGGGGCAUAUAUCACAUUCACUUUAGAAGGAGAUAACGUGCUGAAACAAAGAAUCAGAAAGCCGAACGGAGCAAUUGCAAACUUCAGGAGGGAAUUCUACGAACGUUCAGCUAUAAUGACAAUUACCAUGGAGGGGGCGGACGUUAGGAAGGCACAUGUUUUCUUCGAGAUGGUCGACUGAAUACCUACUUAAUAUAGCUUUAAUUGUUUAUUAAUAUGACAAGUAUUACUUGCUAAUAUUUUUUUAAAUA